UCCCUCCUUUCUCUAAUUCACAGAGAAAGAGACUCUCCACCGUCCUUCCUUUUCUUUCUCUCGUUCUGUCCGUUAACGAAGAAGCAUAACACGGAUCCUGACUCGUUAGACAAGCCCGAGUCAGCAACUCAUGGCGCGGGUACCCACUCACGUUAUCGGCACCCUCUCCCUAAUCCUACACCUCAUCGCCGUCGCCGGCGACACCGUGCUCCUCCAUAACCCCCACCAUGCCUCUCGCCCUGCCAUGGUUCUUCCCUUAUACCUCUCAGCACCCAAUUCCUCCACGUCAGCACUCGAUCCCCGUCGCCAACUCCACGGAUCGGAGUCCAAACGCCACCCUAACGCUCGUAUGAGUCUUCACGACGAUCUCCUCCUGAACGGGUACUACACGACGCGGCUUUGGAUCGGUACACCUCCGCAGAUGUUUGCUCUUAUUGUUGAUACGGGGAGUACCGUUACGUAUGUUCCGUGCUCCACGUGCGAACAGUGUGGCAGGCACCAGGACCCAAAGUUUCAGCCAGAAUCUUCAAGCACCUAUCAACCUGUCAAAUGCACAUUGGAUUGCAACUGUGACAAUGACAGGAUGCAGUGUGUGUAUGAGAGACAGUAUGCUGAAAUGAGUACUAGCAGUGGCGUCCUUGGUGAGGAUGUCAUAUCCUUUGGAAAUCAGAGUGAGCUUGCCCCACAGCGUGCUGUUUUUGGCUGUGAAAAUGUUGAGACUGGUGAUCUUUAUAGUCAGCAUGCUGAUGGCAUAAUGGGUUUGGGCCGUGGAGAUCUUAGUAUCAUGGAUCAACUUGUUGACAAAAAUGUAAUUAGUGAUUCAUUUUCACUAUGCUAUGGUGGAAUGGAUGUUGGUGGGGGUGCAAUGGUUCUUGGUGGCAUAUCUCCUCCAUCAGACAUGAUCUUUGCAUAUUCAGAUCCCGUGCGCAGUCCAUAUUACAAUAUCGAUUUGAAGGAGAUACAUGUUGCGGGGAAGCGACUGCCUCUAAACCCAAAUGUUUUUGAUGGGAAACAUGGUACUGUCUUGGAUAGUGGUACAACCUAUGCUUACCUACCAGAAGCAGUAUUUCUUGCUUUUAAAGAUGCUAUAUUGAAGGAACUUCAAUCUUUCAAGCAAAUCAGUGGUCCAGAUCCAAAUUAUAAUGAUAUCUGCUUUUCUGGUGCUGGAAGUGAUGUCUCACAACUCUCUAAAAGCUUUCCAGUGGUUGACAUGGUAUUUGGAAAUGGUCACAAGUACUCACUGUCACCUGAAAAUUACAUGUUCCGGCAUUCAAAAGUGCGAGGUGCUUAUUGUUUGGGGAUUUUCCAAAAUGGAAAGGAUCCAACUACUCUCUUAGGAGGUAUCAUUGUCCGAAACACUCUUGUAAUGUAUGAUCGGGAGCAAACAAAAAUUGGUUUCUGGAAAACAAACUGUGCUGAGUUAUGGGAAAGAUUACAGAUAUCUGCUGCCCCACCUUCAUUGGCUCCAAAUUCAGGAGUAAGAAAUUCAACUGAAGGAUUAGAGCCUUCAGUUGCUCCAUCAAUGUCUCAACAUAAUGUAACUCAAGGUGAACCCCAAAUUGCACAAAUAACGGUUGUAAUUUCAUUUAACAUCACCUACAUGGAUAUGAAGCGCCACAUUACAGAGUUGACUGGACUCAUGGCUCAUGGUUUAGAUGUUAAUACUUCCCAGGUUCACUUACUAAAUUUUACAUCUCUUGGAAAUGAUUCUCUCUCUAAAUGGGCUAUAACCCCAAAAGCAUAUGCUGAUUACAUUUCUAACACUACUGCAAUGAGUAUAAUCUCCCGGAUUGCUGAACAUCGCAUGCAACUUCCUGGCACCUUCGGAAGUUAUAAAUUGAUUGAUUGGAAUGUUGAGCCUCCAUUGGAAAGGAAUUGGUGGGAGCAAUAUUACAUGGUUGUGAGUUUAGCUGUUUUGCUCACAUUGCUUCUAGGAUUGUCAAUAUUAGGAAUGGUCUUAAUUUGGAAAAAAAAACGGCAAAGUGUGCAUUCAUACAAACCAGUGGAUGUGGCUGUUCCCGAGCAAGAACUUCAGCCAUUAAAUCAGGCUGUCAACGAUAUCCAGUGAUCAUUGAAUCCUGAUAGUGGUACAUAGAGAAUUCUCUAGAUAUUCUAUCAUCUGUAAACUCAAUUUUGUUUGUGAAUAUUGUAAUAUACAGGUGAAUCAAAGGGUGCCAGCAUAAGGUUGAAAUACAAUUUCAUAUACUGUAAUUGUAAUUUUUUUUACCUUUCAUUCCAGUUGUUGCUUUUUACCGAGUUUUGUUCUUAUUUUCCUUUUACAAUCUUCUAAAUAGGGAAUGAUGUCUUAGAAAUUAAUCUACUUGUGUUUUCAUCAUAAGUUAAAGCUGGGCAUAUCGGUACCUAUCCAUCUGAUAAAAUAUUAAACACGGAUAAUUGUAAGAACAGAAGAUGCAAUUUCGAGAUAAACGGCAUUUUAUAAUCUUCUACGAUGCUGUAAAUACCAGUUUGUUGACUGUCU
Messenger RNA from Abrus precatorius (Indian licorice), 2479 nucleotides. RefSeq names its product aspartic proteinase CDR1-like. Gene Ontology annotation, biological process: proteolysis. The record is from RefSeq and is a predicted model, not a curated record. NCBI's taxonomy places the organism in Eukaryota, Viridiplantae, Streptophyta, Magnoliopsida, Fabales, Fabaceae. The transcript has 13 exons. Gene Ontology annotation, molecular function: aspartic-type endopeptidase activity. Bases 131 to 2068 code for a protein of 645 amino acids.